Messenger RNA from Gossypium raimondii (Peruvian cotton), 2197 nucleotides. RefSeq names its product adagio protein 3. Gene Ontology annotation, molecular function: protein binding. The transcript has 2 exons. Gene Ontology annotation, biological process: response to blue light; circadian rhythm. NCBI's taxonomy places the organism in Eukaryota, Viridiplantae, Streptophyta, Magnoliopsida, Malvales, Malvaceae. The record is from RefSeq and is a predicted model, not a curated record. Gene Ontology annotation, cellular component: nucleus; SCF ubiquitin ligase complex; cytosol. Bases 77 to 1960 code for a protein of 627 amino acids.
CAACAAAGCAAAACAAAUCUCGAAGAAUGGGAGAAGUGAAGCCCACAACAUUCCCGUAGGAAAAAGAAAGCAAAUAAUGUCUAAAGGAGAAGAAGUGACGCCAAGCAGUGGAAAACGGCAGCGUUUCUCGAAAUAUGAAGACCACAAGCUUGAACGAAGGGAGGAAGAAGGCGACGAUGAAGAUGAAGGAAAUAGCGAGCUUCCUUUGAAGCCAGGGCUGUUGUAUUACCCGACAAUUCCGACUUCUUUCGUUGUUUCCGAUGCUCUUGAACCUGAUUUUCCCGUCAUUUAUGUCAACAAAGUCUUCGAGGUUUUCACCGGUUACCGAGCGGACGAAGUCCUUGGUCGCAACUGUCGUUUCUUACAGUAUAGAGACAGACGUGCUCAAAGACGGCACCCUUUGGUUGAUCCUUUUGUUGUUUCCGAGAUAAGAAGAUGUCUUGAGGAAGGUAUUGAAUUUGAAGGGGAGCUUCUGAAUUUCAGGAAGGAUGGCACUCCAUUGGUGAACAGGUUAAAACUUGCACCUAUACGUGAUGAUGAUGGAAUUGUUACACAUGUUAUCGGUAUUCAAGUUUAUUCCGAAGCAAAACUGGAUCUGAACCAUGUUUCAUAUCCGGUUUUCAAAGAGACUUGUAAGCAGCAGUUGGAUCAGUCAUCUAAAUGCUCUUAUUUGAGUGGAAAUCCACUGUUUAAUCAUCAUCAAGAAAUAUGUGGGAUACUCCAACUCUCUGAUGAAGUCUUGGCUUAUAACAUUUUAUCACGAUUGACACCAAGGGAUGUUGCUUCUAUUGGAUCUGUCUGCAGAAGGAUACGUCAACUAACUAAAAAUGAGCAUGUGAGGAAGAUGGUAUGUCAGAAUGCCUGGGGAAAGGAAGUCACUGGUACACUGGAUAUGAUGACUAGGAAGUUGGGGUGGGGACGUCUUGCCCGAGAACUGACCACUCUCGAGGCUGUUUGUUGGAGGAAACUGACUGUUGGAGGAGCAGUAGAGCCUUCUCGUUGCAACUUCAGUGCUUGUGCCGCAGGGAACCGUCUUGUGCUUUUUGGAGGGGAGGGAGUCGACAUGCAGCCAAUGAACGACACAUUUGUUCUCAAUCUUGAAGCUGCAAAUCCGGAGUGGCAACUGGUGAGUGUGGAAUCAUCUCCUCCUGGGCGCUGGGGCCACACUCUCUCGUGCCUGAAUGGUUCAUGGUUGGUGGUAUUCGGAGGAUGUGGAAGGCAAGGGUUGCUCAAUGAUGUUUUUGUUCUUGACUUGGAUGCCAAGCAACCUUCAUGGAGAGAAGUAUCUGGUGGAACCCCCCCUCUCCCCAGAUCUUGGCAUAGCUCGUGUACGGUCGAUGGUUCUAAGUUGGUUGUUUCUGGUGGGUGUACGGAUGCUGGAGUGCUUCUAAGUGACACAUACCUUCUGGAUCUCACUACUGAAAAACCAACAUGGAAAGAGAUUCCAUCGUCAUGGACACCUCCUUCUAGGUUAGGCCAUUCACUUUCGGUUUACAGUCGAACUAAAAUUCUUAUGUUCGGAGGGUUGGCAAAGAGUGGGAACUUGCAACUGCGAUCAGGUGAGGCCUACACUAUUGAUUUGGAGGAUGAAGAACCACAGUGGAGGCAACUAGACUGUAGUGCCUUCACCAGCGUCGGUAACCAAAAUGCCGUCAUACCUCCUCCUCGACUUGAUCACGUUGCAGUAAGCAUGCCUUGUGGGAGGAUAAUUAUAUUUGGUGGUUCAGUCGCUGGGUUGCACUCUCCUUCUCAGCUCUUCCUUCUUGAUCCUUCAGAGGAGAAACCACCAUGGAGGACACUGAAUGUUCCUGGGCAACCACCGAAAUUUGCUUGGGGUCAUGGUACGUGUGUGGUUGGAGGGACUAGGGUCAUGGUAUUAGGCGGACAGACGGGGGAGGAAUUGCUACUCAACGAACUGCACGAGUUGCGCUUAGCAAGCAGGCAGGACUUGGAUUCAUGAUUUAGAACUUAAAACUCAUGGGUCAUCACCAUUACCGAACACAACUGUAUGUGAGGUGAUUUCUUCCACAAUUUUUUACCAGACGCCUUCUACGUUUUGCCUUGUUUGGUCUUGGUGCAGAUUGUGUGCGUGUUUUUAAUGCCUGUGUAUAUUCCAUUUCAUUUUGAUUUUUAUAUUCAGUGUUUUCCGGAUACCAUUACAUAAAAGUUUUUAUGACGCUUUGUCUUUUUAGGCGCA